CACCACCAGGUGCUGUUGAUUUGGCCCAAACGAAAGAGCACAUCAUCAGUGGUUAUAUUCGUUACUUAGGUUUGAUUAAAUGAAAAUUUAAAAAAACAGUUUAAAAUGUUUUAUAUGGUUUACCUUUCAAUGUUUGUUAUUUUACCGCUGUUGGCCCCCGCGGAUGGAGAAGCGCUGCUGAGGCUGAAGACUUUAAACCAAACAACCCGGUUGAUGACAAAAGUUUCCCGGAGAGACACACCGAUUCUGCCGCCGCCGUACCUCCAUCUUCCCAUGUUUGUGGACUCAAGCCUCCCGCUGGUGGAGAAGGAGCAUUUCUCUCCAGCCAGAGGCACCGGCCAGGAGCCUCUACCUGAGCCCGUCCGGGAGAUCCUGAUUCCGGUUCGGCCGGUCAGCACCAGUCCGCCCAGUGUUUCGGGUGAUUCUGUGAGGACUUCGUGCAAGCUGGAGAAAAUGCAUGUGCAGGUGCAGAGGAGCAUGUUGGGCGCCGGUGAACCGCACACUCGGCUCAAACUUGGGACAUGCCAAGCCAGUAAAUCUACGAAGGCUCACCUUCACUUUGAAUAUGACUUCGGCAGGUGCGGAACCAAACGCACGAUAAGUGAUAACCAGGUGGCCUAUUCAAACAUACUGCAAUAUGAUCCACCAAGGCUCCAAGGACCAAUCAGGCGAGCUGUGCCCUUCACCCUACCUGUUUCAUGUUAUUAUAACAGGUACCUGUACUCCUACAAAAUUGGCUACACACCGAGGAUUCGGAUGCGCAAGAUCUUCAAAUCGAUGAAGAACAGAGCAAAAUUCAUUCUGACUCCACGAAAUGCUCAGUGGGAAAGACUUUCUCCGUCAGAUCAGUACGCGCUUGGAAAGCCCAUGUACUUUGAGGCCGAGGCUCCUUCCAUGUCCCAGGACAAAAGACUGUACGUCCACUUGUGUUAUGCGACUCCCGAGAAGUCCCACACCUCCACGCUUCAGUUUCCCAUUGUGAAAAACUUUGGGUGUAUGGUUGAAAGCAAGGACAAUCAUUCCAGUUUCAUCCCAUACAAAAACAAUGCUGUGAGAUUCUUUGUGGAUGCCUUCAUGUUCAAGGGAAUGACGGACAAGCAGCUCUACAUGCACUGCACCAUGUCUGUGGGCAGUUCUGUGCCCUCGCCUACAGCCAAGUCCUGCAACUACGACACAAAAGCAGGAAGAUGGGUUGAGCUGUAUGGAUCAGACUCUGUGUGCACCUGCUGCGACUCCAGCUGUAGCUCUGCUGCAUCUGCAGUGACCAAGAUGAUCAGCAGCAGACCGUGGACAAUAGAGCUGAUAGCACCUAAAGUUAAACCCACCACAACCCCGAAGAGGAAGAAGGUUUCCACCACCACCACCACCACAACAACAACAACAACAACCACAACAACAACAACAACAGCACCAAAGCCAGAGAGGAGCAGAGAGGUCACUGAAUGGAGCACAGCUUCACAGCCUGAAGCGAUAGCAGUAACUCCCAUAGGUAAGGCGGAGAACAAGGUGAAGGAGUUGGAGUGGCCCUUCGGAGGUGGAGGAGUGAAGUGGAUUGAGGUGGAAGGUGAGGAGAGGCGGGUGAAGGGCUCUGCUGCUGUUGUGGAGGUGGAGGAGGAGGAGGAGGAGGAGGAAGAAGAGGUGGAGGUCACAGAAACUCACAGAAUAUUUGAAGAAAUCUUUGAUUUUGACAAAUAAAGCUGACAUGAACAGUGAUAAGUUCAGCAUGUGUGGCUUCAUUACCCAGGAUCUGAUGAGCUAAAAGCAAGAAUCCUGACAUCUGUGUAAAUGUUUUUUUUGUGCAGAUGUGUUUUGUAUGACCUGUUUGUAAAAGUAACUGGCACUAACGGUGGUACUAACUUUGUCAUUUGCAACAUUGAAUCUUUAUCGAUCAUCUCGAUAAAGAAACGGUUCAGCAUUUUGGAAAUAAAGUUUAUUCUCUUUCUUGCGGAGAGUUAGAUGAGAUGAUUAAUGUCACUCUUUUAUCUGUUCAUUAUAAAGCUACGUUCAGUAGCCAGUUAGCUCAGCGGAUUAAGAUUAAUAACAAGAUCUUGCGUGUUAAUUAGUGGGCUUUAGAGGCGCUGGUUUGUUAAUUGAUACAGAUUGAGGCAAGCAGUUUACAUCUGUUUUCAGUCUUAAUGCUAAGCUAACUGCCGCUGGCUUUAGCUUAGUAUAGAACAGACAGAUAUAAUAGUUGUAUCAGUCUUGAGUAGGUCAGCAGAAUUAAUCGAAAUAUGAUCGAAAUUGUAAUAUGGCCAAGUGCAAUAUCAAAAUCGCAGGAGCUGCAAUUUUUUUUGAUAAAGGUAAAAUGUGUCACAACGUUGUUGUACAUUGUUAGCACUGUAAGCGUUGUGGUGCCACAUUGAUGCCCCCGUCUACAAAUCAUACUCUCCAGACGUAAAGGAACAUGCUUGUUUGGUAAAAUGUCCUGACAAAAAUCUGAAACUCUGAAGUAAAACCUGUACUUAUUUACUGUUUGCCUCUGAUGAUUCAGCACUCAUUUAGACAAAUUGGGUUUGAGCACACGGGUUCAUUACUCAAGACUGAUAUAAUUGGUGUGAUUCAUCUCAUCUAAAUCUUGGC
This is a messenger RNA of Seriola aureovittata, 2580 nucleotides long. It is a transcript of the gene zp3d.2, whose product is annotated as zona pellucida glycoprotein 3d tandem duplicate 2. The transcript has 8 exons. NCBI's taxonomy places the organism in Eukaryota, Metazoa, Chordata, Actinopteri, Carangiformes, Carangidae. Gene Ontology annotation, molecular function: acrosin binding. The record is from RefSeq and is a predicted model, not a curated record. Gene Ontology annotation, cellular component: extracellular matrix. The coding region runs from base 106 to 1695 and encodes 529 amino acids. Gene Ontology annotation, biological process: egg coat formation; binding of sperm to zona pellucida; positive regulation of acrosome reaction.